CCCCACCCCAUCCUGGGGCCGGUUUCCUCCAGCAGGCACCGCCCCCAAGGGAGUCCCCCUCAGGGCAGUUCAUCCCUGCUGGCUUCUGUGGGUGUGGUUUCUGACAGAUGGCCUGCAGCUGCUUUGUCCCAGUCACCAGGAACUGGUUAUUUCUCCCCUGGCUCCAAGCUAGAGGGUUCUUCCUGGCAGGCUGUCCCCACAGCUUCUCGACAUGGCUCUCAAGGAGAGACUCAGGACCUGGAAGAGACUCUUCUGGUUGCUGAUCCUAUUUGCACUUGGCCUCUUAGGGCUGUACCUGUAUGGGCUCCCUGUAAUCAGGCAUCUGGAAGUCCUCAUCCCCAUGGGUGUCUGCUCUUCUGCCAGAAUGGCCCUGCUGAGAGACAACUUCACGGGUCUCUUGCAUCCCUGGGCCCGGCCUGAAGUCCUGACCUGUACCUCCUGGGGGGCCCCCAUUAUUUGGGAUGGCACCUUCGACCCAGCUGUGGCCCAGCGGGAGGCUCUGCAGCAGAACCUCACCAUUGGUCUGACUGUCUUUGCUGUAGGCAGGUACCUGGAGAAGUACCUGGCGCGCUUCCUGGAGACGGCCGAGCAGCACUUCAUGGUGGGCCAGCGCGUGGUGUACUACGUGUUCACCGAGCGCCCGGACGCCGUGCCCCGCGUGGCGCUGGCCCCGGGCCGCCUCCUGCGCGUGGAGCGCGUGGCCCGCGAGCGGCGCUGGCAGGACGUGUCCAUGCAGCGCAUGCACACGCUGCACGAGGCGCUGGGCGGGCGGCUGGGCCGGGAGGCGCGCUUCGUGUUCUGCAUGGACGUGGACCAGUACUUCCACGGCGCCUUCGGGCCCGAGGCGCUGGCCGAGUCGGUGGCGCAGCUGCACUCCUGGCACUACCGCUGGCCGCGGUGGCUGCUGCCCUACGAGCGCGACGCGCGCUCGGCCGCCGCGCUGGCGCCGGGCGAGGGCGACUUCUACUACCACGCGGCCGUGUUCGGGGGCAGCGUGGCGGCGCUGCGCGGGCUGACGGCGCACUGCGCGCGGGGCCAGCGGCGGGACCGCGAGCUCGGCCUGGAGGCGCGCUGGCACGACGAGAGCCACCUCAACAAGUUCUUCUGGCUGCACAAGCCCGCCAAGGUGCUGUCGCCCGAGUUCUGCUGGAGCCCCGACAUCGGCUCGAGGGCCGAGAUCCGGCGGCCGCGCCUGCUCUGGGCGCCCAAGGAGUACGCCCUGCUGCGCGACUAGUCCCCGACCCCCCGCCGGCCCGGGAAGGGGGCCCCUGAAGCCGUCGGGGCGCCCCGGAGGGCAGCGAGAGCUUGGAUCGAAACAGCCCUGCCCGCCUGGCCGUGGGAUCGUAGCGGUGGGAGGAGGAGGCCCUGGCCUUUGGGGAGCUAGCUGUUCUACAGGAGGGAAAGGUCCCUUUCCUCCACUUUCAACAGCCACCGACGAAGCACCGCGAUAGUAGCGCCUCGCAAGCUGCCCUUCACCUCUGACCUUACUGGGUUCGUCUGAUGCCUCCUGCAGAGCUGUUUUAACCCUUCCCACCCCCCCCCCCAACGCCAGCCCCCAACCCCCUUUUUGAUAAGGAGACUGAAGCACAAAAAGGGAACGUAAGUGCCUAAGGCACAGAGAAGCUGUGAGUCUGUCUGGGCGGCAGCUGGAGAGCCAGGACUGGCUCUCACUCCAAAGAGAGUAGCUUCUGGGUGAACAGGAGAAAGCUGCUGCCACAGAAGAAACAUCUGAGUCCUUGGCUUUGCUCCCCCUGCCCUCAAACAACUUUGUACGUAUUUAAGUAAUAUUAUAAUAAAAUUAUUCCAAAGGUA
Messenger RNA from Leopardus geoffroyi (Geoffroy's cat), 1812 nucleotides. It is a transcript of the gene A3GALT2, whose product is annotated as alpha 1,3-galactosyltransferase 2. The coding region runs from base 212 to 1234 and encodes 340 amino acids. Gene Ontology annotation, molecular function: hexosyltransferase activity. NCBI's taxonomy places the organism in Eukaryota, Metazoa, Chordata, Mammalia, Carnivora, Felidae. The transcript is spliced from 5 exons. Gene Ontology annotation, cellular component: membrane; Golgi apparatus; vesicle. Gene Ontology annotation, biological process: carbohydrate metabolic process. The record is from RefSeq and is a predicted model, not a curated record.